CCAGGUGGAGGUCGCGGGCUGGCCGCGGGGAGGAAGGUGCUUUCCUCGCCGACCCGGCCUCGGAGAGCUGCGGCGGGCAGGCCAAGCCCAGGUGCCGGCAGCAGUUCCAUCACGAGAGACCCUCCCUCCACCCUUGCACUCCAGGUGCCAUCCCGAUGCCUAAUGUCCCUGGCUGCUUAUUGUGUCGUCUGUUGUAGAAGAAUGGGAACCUCAACUCCUCCUCCAAAGAGCAGCACAUACUGGAGAGAUAUCAGAAACAUAAUAAAGUUUACUGGAUCGCUUAUUUUAGGAAGUUCGCUAUUUCUUACAUAUGAACUUCUGGCCCUGAAGAAGUCUUUGACAUUAGAUACUCAAGUGGUAGAAAGAGAAAAAAUGAAGUCAUAUAUAUGUAUGCACACAGUUUUAGAUGAAAGAGAAAAUCAUGGACUCAUUUACCAGGCGCGGAAAGAGCUUCACAAAACAGUAAGAAGAAUAUUGGCAACCUCAGCCAAGAUAUUACGGGGUCCGUUUGCUGACACUUUUAGCACAGUUGACAUGGAAGAUCAUGAAUGUGCCGCAUGGCUGCUCCUGAAGAGGAGCAGGUCAGGUGACAGGACGGCCCGGUUGCAGGCUGUGCAGGCCAUGUCGGAGGCCCACCACUGGCAUGAUUACCAGUAUAGGACAAUCGCUCAAGCCUGCGAUCUGAGAACUCGUAUUGGUUUGGCACGAAGCCAAGAGAGUGAUCUUCGCUUUUUUCUCCCUCCACCUCCUUUACCAGCUUUAAAUGAAGAUUCUUCCAUUGAAGAAGAGCUCAGACACUUGCUGGCUUCUUUACCUCAAACGGAGCUGGAUGAGUGUAUCCAGUAUUUUACAUCUUUGGCUCUGAGUGAAAGCAGUCAGAGUCUAGCGGCUCAGAAGGGUGGCUUAUGGUGUUUCGGAGGAAAUGGACUUCCUUAUGCUGAGAGCUUCGGCGAAGUUCCUUCAGUGACCGUGGAAAUGUUCUGUUUAGAAGCCUUAGUAAAGCAUUCGGAGAUACCCACACAUUGUGAUAAAAUUGAAGCGAGUGGAGGCUUGCAACUACUUCAGAAGAUGUACCAACUUCACAAGGACUGCCCCAAAGUACAGAGAAAUAUAAUACGUAUCAUUGGAAAUAUGGCUUUGAACGAACAUCUUCAUUCAACUAUAGUUCAAUCAGGCUGGGUUUCCUUACUGGCAGAAGCACUGAAGUCUCACCACAUUGUGGAGGCCUCACAUGCCGCCAGAACCCUGGCUAAUCUAGACCGAGAGACGGUGCAAGAAAAGUACCAGGAUGGCGUGUACGUGCUUCACCCCCAGUGUCGCACAAGUCAGCCCAUUAAAGCAGAUGUCCUUUUUAUUCACGGCCUUAUGGGAGCAGCAUUCAAGACGUGGCGUCAGCAGGACCAGGCGCUAACUGAAAAGGUUUCAGGGGAUGAAACCAGGUAUACAACAUGUUGGCCCAAGACAUGGUUAGCAAAAGACUGUCCCGCUCUCCGAAUUAUCUCUGUGGAGUACGACACCAGCCUUAGCGACUGGAGAGCGAGGUGCCCGACAGAAAGAAAGUCCAUUGCAUUCAGGAGCAACGAACUUCUUCAAAAACUCCGAGCUGCUGGUGUUGGGGACAGGCCGAUGGUUUGGGUGUCACACAGCAUGGGGGGUCUUCUUGUCAAGAAGAUGCUGUUGGAAGCGUCUCAGAAUCCAGAGAUGAGCACUGUUAUUGACAACACCCGAGGGAUAAUCUUCUACAGCGUCCCUCACCACGGGUCCCACCUGGCCGACUACUCUGUCAACGUCCGCUACCUUCUCUUUCCCUCGUUGGAAGUCAAGGAACUCAGCAAGGAUUCUCCUGCGCUUAAGGCACUACAGGAUGACUUUCUGGAGUUUGCUAAAGACAGAAACUUCCAGGUGCUGAGUUUCGUCGAGACCCUGCCAACCUCCAUUGGGAGCAUGAUUAAGCUCCACGUGGUGCCCGUGGACUCAGCAGAUUUAGGCAUUGGAGAUCUAAUUCCUGUGGAUGUGAACCACCUGAACAUUUUGCAAGAAGCUUGGUGGUCUCUUUCGAAGCAAUCAUGCAGACACAGCCACUGUGGCAUCAGCGUGGUCUGGAGCAUGUUGCAGGCAACAACACUGCAAAGCACAAGUGCAGAAGUGGCAAUCAAAGAAGGAAGGGCAGACGGAUUCUUUCGAUUUCAAGGAGCUCCAUGUGUGCCAGUUUAUGCUGUGAGGUGUUGUCCCUGGUGAACAAGCUGCUGUGGGUAGAGAAUACCUUUUGUCACCUGUGACUGUCUAUAGCUUACCCUUGCGGAGCACUGAUGGCUUCUGAAGGGAUAGCGAAUCGUCAGCUUACCAUAACAAUGCUAUUGGGAGAGUACCUAGAAUGGGCAGGAGAAUGAUCUAGAACAUAAAGGACUGUUUUUGUUCUGGGAUUCCAUGUGCUGUAAAUUUUUACUAACAUGUAAGUGUAAACCUUUGUCUAACAUGUUAACUGUUGGACCUGUUGCCAGUUAUGGCUCAGUUCCUUGUACGUUUUUAUUUUCAUACGGCUGAGAACAGAUAUUUCUCUUCAAAAAAUCUAGCUUACAGAAAUUCUUUCCAGACUUUAGCUACCUAUACUUGUAUUUUUCCCAGAUAAAGUAGCUAAUCCAUUAUUGAUCACAGUGUGAAUAAAACUAUUCUAAGCCAUUAUAUAGAUUAGUAAUACUUAGUAUCAAGAUUCUCAGAUUCUCUUGAGGCCAAGUAAAAUAUCCCUUUCUUUCCUGCUCCUUUGACCUCCAGCAAGUGAGAAAUAGGAAAUCAUGUUGACUUUUUCUAAAUAAUGGCAUUAUUGAGAUAUAAUUCACAUUUCAUAAUAUUUACCCUCUUAACUCAAGGUUGUUUAUUUUUAGUAUAUUUACAGAGUUGUGCAGUCAUCGCCACUGAUCUCAGAACAUUUUUAUCAUACCCCCAAAUAACCCCAUAUCCCGUAGCAAUCACUCCUCACCUUUUCUCCCCCCAGCCCUGGCAAACACUAAUCUACUUCAUCUCUAUGGAUUUGCCUGUUUUGAACUUUCAUAUAAAUGGAAUUAUACACUA
Messenger RNA from Myotis lucifugus (little brown bat), 3069 nucleotides. It is a transcript of the gene SERAC1, whose product is annotated as serine active site containing 1. The coding region runs from base 163 to 2238 and encodes 691 amino acids. Lineage: Eukaryota; Metazoa; Chordata; Mammalia; Chiroptera; Vespertilionidae. The transcript has 19 exons. The record is from RefSeq and is a predicted model, not a curated record.